UCUUCUCGUUCUCGAUCAAACAAAGGAAAAAAAGAGGGAAAAAUUGAAAACAUGAUUCUCAAAACCCUAAUCCUCGCCCUUCUACUUCUCCUUCCGAUCUCCUCCACGUCCUCCGAUUCGGACCUCGUCGCCGAGCUUGUGGCCCUGCGCGCUCGCUCCCCUUCCGGCGUGAUCCACCUCGAUGACCGCGCGAUCAGCCGGUUCCUCACCUCAGCUCACCCCCGCCCCUUCUCCCUCCUUGUCUUCUUCGAUGCUUCCCAGCUUCGAGACAAGCCCGAACUCCAUCUGCCCCAGCUUCGCUCCGAGUUCGGCCUCCUCUCUUCCUCCUUCUCCCUCCACAAUCCCACCUCUACCUCCCUUUUCUUUUGCGACAUCGAGUUCCAGGAAUCCCAGUCCUCCUUCCAACUCUUCGCCGUCUCCUCUCUGCCCCACAUCCGCCUCGUCUCCCCUCACCACUCCUCCCCCAAAGAAUCCGACGCCAUGGAUCCCUCUGACUUCUCCCGUCUCGCCGAAUCCAUGGCUGAAUUCGUCGAGGCCCGUACCGGCCUCGAGGUCGGCCCCAUCAAACGCCCACCUCCUUUGUCUACCAAGCAAAUCCUGCUAUUGAUCGCCGCCCUUCUGGCUUCUGCCCCGUUCGUGAUCAAAAGAGUCCUCGCCGGCGACACGAUACUGCACGAUCGCAAGUUAUGGAUGAGCCUCGCGGUCUUCGUCUACUUCUUCAGUGUUUCCGGCACAAUGCACAACAUCAUCAGGAAGAUGCCGAUGUUCAUUUCGGAUCGGAAUGAUCCUGGAAAACCCGUUUUUUUCUAUCAAGGUUCCGGAAUGCAGCUGGGAGCGGAGGGUUUUGCCAUCGGAUUUCUCUAUACGGCUGUCGGAGUGGCAUUGGCGGCUACCACACAUGGUUUGGUGAGGCUGAAGAAUGUUAAGGCGCAGAGAGGAUAUAUGUUGGUGGCUAUGAUUGUUGCCUAUUGGGCUGUGAGCAAGGUGAUCUAUUUGGAUAACUGGAAGACUGGAUACAGCAUCCAUGCUUACUGGCCGACGAGUUGGCGCUGAUUGAAGCUUUGAUUCCAAGGAAGAUGCAGUUGCAAGAAGAAUUAUUAUUUCAGCACAUUCAAGAGGGGACUUUAAAAUAUGUAAUGGAACCUGAUUUUGAAAUAGUUUGUGAGGGAAACAUGUCUCAUCUAUGAUGAGUUUCUUAUGAAUUAGUAAAACUCAGUUACAUUUUUUUUUA
Molecule: messenger RNA, 1231 nt
Organism: Dioscorea cayenensis subsp. rotundata (Guinea yam)
Lineage: Eukaryota; Viridiplantae; Streptophyta; Magnoliopsida; Dioscoreales; Dioscoreaceae
Product: probable dolichyl-diphosphooligosaccharide--protein glycosyltransferase subunit 3B
Cellular component (GO): oligosaccharyltransferase complex
Source: RefSeq, a predicted model, not a curated record